Molecule: messenger RNA, 762 nt
Organism: Annulohypoxylon truncatum
Lineage: Eukaryota; Fungi; Ascomycota; Sordariomycetes; Xylariales; Hypoxylaceae
Exons: 1
Coding region: 56-544 (162 amino acids)
Source: RefSeq, a predicted model, not a curated record
AGAUCAAAGCGACAAUAACAACGCCAACGAUGACGACGAGCCUCCGGCCCAAGAGAUGGCCGAACUCGCGCUCCGAGUUUACUUGCCUGAGCGUCCCAAGCACCACAACUUUAAGUUCAUGACGCGCGUAGCUCGAGAAAUCAACCCCAACCAGCGAGCGCAGACCCUCGACGAGUACAACCUCCGAAAAGAGAGCAUUGCAUCGGCCAUAGACGACGACCGGAUCAAUUUCAUCGAGAUGACCAUCAAGGGGCUCCACAAAGACUUCGACUACUUCGAGGCCGAGUUCCCCAACUCUUCUAUCCUGGUCAACAAAGCCAUAUUCGAAGAUCUCGACAUGCAACUCGAUCGCUUGAUCGCAAUGCUCGAGCAGUUCAAGCGCCAGCACGAGGGCUUCAUCGAGCUGAACGAGGUUGCCCUCGAGUUCCGCGCUCAGAGGGAGGAUGCCAUGCACGAGCAACUGGACUCCUUCUGGCGUUUGCUGAAUUUCGUCAACGGUGAGAUCCAGAAGAAAUACAACACGGGAAUGCGAGGGGGGUUUUAAAGGGUUGGUGUUUCGUGGGUUGAUCUAUCUAAAUAGAUGAGAGGUGUUUCGGUAACUCAAUGAAAAAGGGGGCGUCGUCGGUAUUAAACUUGUCUUCUCCAUUCGAUAACGGGAUAUGUAUAAGCGGAGCAUACAGCGGAGUUAUAAAGCUGUCAUGUUGGAAAUGAGUUGCGUUAUAACAAGCAGCUUGUAUUGUAUUCACUACGUAGGUACUGAUA